Messenger RNA from Nerophis lumbriciformis (worm pipefish), 2609 nucleotides. RefSeq names its product forkhead box O1 a (gene foxo1a). Gene Ontology annotation, biological process: regulation of transcription by RNA polymerase II. NCBI's taxonomy places the organism in Eukaryota, Metazoa, Chordata, Actinopteri, Syngnathiformes, Syngnathidae. Gene Ontology annotation, molecular function: RNA polymerase II cis-regulatory region sequence-specific DNA binding; DNA-binding transcription factor activity, RNA polymerase II-specific. The record is from RefSeq and is a predicted model, not a curated record. Gene Ontology annotation, cellular component: nucleus.
GUCAACAGGCGACGCCGCGCACUUCAACAACCUUUUUUUAUUUUUUAAACCCUACGCAUUUUUUUUCCGCCUUUAGAGGUUUAACUUCGCGAAUCCGUUUGGGAUGUGACGUCCAGAGAGGACUUUCUUGCGCCCAGGCGGAGCCCCGCGUUUCCCGGACUUUUGUUUACUUCUUUUUUUUUCCGGCACAACGUACCUUUUUUUUACCGGAACAUUUCGCACAUGACUUUGUAACACCUGGCAACAUUUCGUACAUGACUUUGUAACACCUGGCAACAUUACGUACAUGACAUUGUAACACCUGGCAACCUUUUUUAUUUAUUUAAUUUUUUUACCGCCACAUUUCGCACAUGACAUUAUUACACCUGGCAACGUUUCGCACAUGACAUCGUAACACCUGGCAACGUUUCGUACAUGACAUUGUAACACCUGGCAACAUCACCUGUCGACCAUGGCGGAAGCGGCCCAGCAGCCACACCUGGUGGAGAUUGACCCGGACUUCGAGCCCCUGGCCCGGCCGCGGUCGUGCACUUGGCCCCUGCCCCGGCCGGAGUUCCCCAACCCUGGCGACUCCAACACCUCCUCGCCGGUGCCGUCCGUCAAGCAGGAGCCGGCCGGCAACGUGGAGUUCAUCAACAACCUCAGCCUCCUGGAGGAGCGCGAUGAGAAACCGGUUCUCCUGUGCAGCGACUUCCAGUGUCGGGAGACGACGUGCGUCCACCGGCAUCAGCAGCUCCAGCAGCAGCAGCAGCAGCAGCAGGUGCCCCUGCUCUCCUCGCCGGCCGCCUCGUCUUCCUCCGCGGCCGCUGCCCAGAGGAAGAGCAGCUCCUCCCGGCGGAACGCGUGGGGGAAUAUGUCUUAUGCCGACCUCAUCACCAAAGCUAUCGAGAGUUCCCCGGAGAACCGCCUGACGCUGUCCCAGAUCUACGACUGGAUGGUGAAGAGCGUGCCUUAUUUCAAAGACAAGGGGGACAGCAACAGCUCUGCCGGGUGGAAGAACUCCAUCAGGCACAACCUGUCGCUGCACAGCCGCUUCAUCCGCGUGCAGAACGAGGGCACGGGGAAGAGCUCCUGGUGGAUGCUGAACCCCGAGGGCGGCAAGAGCGGGAAGUCCCCCCGGCGCAGGGCCGCCUCCAUGGACAACAACAGCAAGUUCACCAAGAGCAGAGGACGGGCCGCCAAGAAAAAGCUGUCCCUGCAGGGCGGCCCAGACGGCGGCGCCGACAGCCCGGGCCCCUACAACAAGUGGCCCGGCAGCCCCAACUCGCACAGCAACGACGACUUCGACGCCUGGAGUAGCUUCCGGCCCCGGACCAGCUCCAACGCCAGCACCGUCAGCGGGCGCCUGUCGCCCUUCAUGCCCGAGGACGACCUGGGCGAGGCGGAGGUGCACAUGGGCUACCCGGGCGCCCCCGGCCCCAAGAUGACCGCCACGCUGCCCAGCCUGACGGAGAUGACGGGCUCCCUGGGACACGGCUCGGAGAACGUCAUGGAGAACCUUCUGGACAAUCUGAACUUGCUCUCGCCUAAUAACUCUCAGGUGGGGGGAGGGGCCACCACCCCCGGGUCGGCCCAGUCCUCCCCGUCACCCAUGAGGCAACCCAGCCCCGGGUACCCCUCCUACAGCUCCCCCAGCAUGGUGUCGCAGCCGCCGCAGGAGUACCGCAAGUGUGUGUACGGGCAAGCGGGGCUCAACGCCAUGACCAUGCAGACCUUGCCGGAGAGCAAGGCCGCCUUCGGGCCCGCCCUGGCGCCGUACAGCUGCUCCACCGGGCUCCUGAAGGAGCUGCUUACGUCCGACACGGACCAGCACCGAGACCUCCUGCCGUCGGUGGACGCCGUGGCGUCCCGGUCGAGCGGGAGCUGCAUGCUGCCGCCGUACGCGCCCAAGCUCAUGGCGGGAGGCAACGUCCACCAUCACGGUCUGCCGCACCCUCGCCAAGCCCCGCCCACUUCCUCGGCGAUGAACGGCCGCUUGCUCAUGUCUCUCAACCACAGCAGCAAAAACCCCAUGCCGGUGCCUUACGGCCUCACGAGCCACCUCGGCGGCGGCGUGCCGGGAGCCUUCUGCCCCGUCAACACCAACGGAUACGGACGCCUGGGCCCGGCGCCGCCGCCCCACCCGGAGAAGCUGCCCAGCGACCUGGACGACAUGUCCAUAGAGAAGUUUGAGUUUGACAUGGAGACCGUCCUCCACGAGACUCUCAUGGACGGCGACUCGCUGGACUUCAACUUUGAGCCCAUGGUGACCCAGCAAGGCUUCCCCCACGGGGUGAAGACCACCACGCACAGCUGGGUGUCCGGCUAGGAGGAACCGUCCAGUCGGUCUCCAUUCAAGUCACCCAAGAAGGCUGGAUCCUGGUUUCUGUACCUUCAACGUUCCUGCCCAAAAACUUUGCGACAAAGUGCCAGCUCGUCACCGGAUGGAAAUAUCAAAGUAACUUAAGUGCCAAACUAUUUGCCUUAAACACGGAGCCGAUGGACGCGCAUCCUUAAAGUCAAGUCCAUCAUUGUUUUGAAGUUUGGUGGUUCUGUGUGGACCCUAGACUGAAGAAGCUAACUUUGAGUAUCUUCUAGCAUCUUUUUUCAUCUGUCCUUCUAGCAUUUCA